This is a messenger RNA of Aspergillus homomorphus CBS 101889, 800 nucleotides long. RefSeq lists its product as uncharacterized. Lineage: Eukaryota; Fungi; Ascomycota; Eurotiomycetes; Eurotiales; Aspergillaceae. The transcript has a single exon. The coding region runs from base 227 to 634 and encodes 135 amino acids. The record is from RefSeq and is a predicted model, not a curated record.
GUCACGAAGGCAUAAGAUCUCCUUUCUACAGUACGGACGGUUCCAGCACAUGCAUCUGCUAAUUACUCUUAUGCUCUAAUGCUAGUCUAGCUACAUGCUGUCUAUUUGGCUGCCUCGACCGGUUCUCCUUGUGGUUAGCCGAUGAUCUGCACUUACCGUACCGUACCUUUUCGCUGUGUAUGAAGCAGGACAGUCAAUAGUGCACGGACAGAACCCCAACGCCCGCAUGAGGGGUAGAUUGGUAGCCUUGCAAACGCUACAAACCCUGCAAGCCCGACGCGCCGAAACGCGGGUCUCUAUAGUCACGUGCCUGGAGGCAAAUAUUGCAGCCAAACAUUUAUCACCUCCGGGGCAUGUGAUGCUGACCAUGGUUUGGGGACUCUUCUUGCCUGAAAAUCCUUCCCCAACGUCCCAAGUCCCCAUGGGCCCCUAUGAGGGGCCACUGAAACAAGUCUGGCUACGGGGAGGAGCAUGCCCCGGCCAGGUCCAACUAUUCCCGGAGUGGGGAAGGGAAGGCUUGAAAAGGCGGUCGACUCUAGGCUCCGGAGUAGCCUGGAGGCUGGAGGCUGUCUCUCUCUUCCCCGGCCAGAUGUGGCUGGUUUUCAUGGGGCUUUCCCAAAAUGCUAUCAAGUGACGGGACCCCCGCCUGAGAUGCACUGCCAUCAUCUGUAAGGCCCCCGUCGGCCAUUGGCACGUCCCCCCUCCCAUCGCCUCUCCUCCCCCAUCCCUCGCAGGGCUGUGACUGGAAUUUUACGUGGUGGACAGCCAUUCCCUCGGUAUUCCCUAUUCAUGCAAAUUUG